Messenger RNA from Bombyx mori (domestic silkworm), 3713 nucleotides. It is a transcript of the gene SppL, whose product is annotated as signal peptide peptidase-like 3. Gene Ontology annotation, biological process: membrane protein proteolysis. Gene Ontology annotation, cellular component: Golgi-associated vesicle membrane; lumenal side of endoplasmic reticulum membrane; cytoplasmic side of endoplasmic reticulum membrane. Gene Ontology annotation, molecular function: aspartic endopeptidase activity, intramembrane cleaving. The transcript has 11 exons. The record is from RefSeq and is a predicted model, not a curated record. The coding region runs from base 303 to 1472 and encodes 389 amino acids. Lineage: Eukaryota; Metazoa; Arthropoda; Insecta; Lepidoptera; Bombycidae.
CUAUGACAGAAUGGCUGUCGAGUCGAUUGAGUACAGACAGCCUUAUAUUAUUACUAAAAAAUAUUAAAGUGAAAAUCAAUUAUUUUAAUGUAUCGAAGUCAGUAUUAGUAUAAGUUCGUGUAAUUUAAGCAUGGAAAUACGGGUCUUUUGUUAGCAAAACUGAGGCGGUAUACAGCAACGAUAUAUGAACAUACCAGAUAACUGUCAUGGCUUAAUGGAUAAGAGUGUGACUGAGCCUACACGGAGUUCCCAAGACGUAACUGAUAACCAAUUCUCGACCUGAAUAUCGCUAAGUGUACAAAAUGGCGCAGGUGGGAGCUAACAUGGAAUAUCAAGAGUACAAAUGGGCAUACUCAAUCAUGGACUCCUCCAAGGUGUCAGCCUGUCUGAUCUCGAUGCUGCUCAUAGUCUACGGUAGUUUCCGUUCACUGAACAUGGAGAGGGAGGCUCGCGAAAGAGCUGAGAGAGAAAGAGAGGCGUCACUGCUAGGAGGGAAACCCGCAACACCUUCGAGCUCCAACAACAACGUGCAGACAUUGAACACGAUGCAAGCGCUGUGCUUCCCCCUGGGCUCGUCCGUAGCGCUGCUGAUCAUGUUCUUCUUCUUUGACUCCAUGCAGACCCUGGUCGCCAUCUGCACUGCAAUAAUAGCGUGCGCGGCGCUGGCGUUCCUGCUGACGCCGCUGUGCCAGUACGUGGCGGGCGCGGGGCGCGGCGCCGUGCUGUGCGGCCGCUACUCCGCGCCCGAGCUCGCCGCCGCGCUGUCCGCCGCCGCCAUCGUCGCCGUGUGGGUCUGCACCGGACACUGGCUGCUCAUGGACGCCAUGGGCAUGGGUCUGUGCGUGACGUUCAUCGCCCUCAUCCGUCUGCCGUCGCUGAAGGUCUCCACCCUGCUGCUGACCGGGCUCCUGCUGUACGACGUUUUCUGGGUCUUCUUCUCCUCCUAUAUCUUCACUACCAACGUCAUGGUGAAAGUCGCUACUCGGCCGGCCGAGAACCCGAUGAACGUGGUAGCGCGGCGGCUGCAGCUGGGCGGCAUGCGGGACGCGCCCAAGCUGUCCCUGCCCGCCAAGCUCGUGUUCCCCUCCAUGCACCACCAGGGACACUUCUCCAUGCUCGGUCUGGGUGAUAUCGUGAUGCCGGGACUAUUGCUUUGCUUCGUGUUGCGAUACGAUGCUUACAAGAAGGCGACUCUAGUAUGCCAAAUGGGACAAGUGCCAGGGCCUCGUUCUAUGGGUUCGAGACUGACGUACUUCCACUGCUCGUUGCUGGGUUACUUCCUGGGUCUGCUGACGGCCACCGUGUCGGCGGAGGUGUUCAAGGCGGCGCAGCCCGCGCUACUCUACCUCGUGCCCUUCACGCUGCUGCCUCUACUUACGAUGGCAUAUGUUAAGGGCGAUUUAAGAAGAAUGUGGAGCGAACCGUUCAUAGCUCCGCCUAAUGGCAAGGGAGGCGGCGACUUCGACGUGUGACUGUCCCCCUCGCCGCCUCGUCCCGCGCCGCCCCCGCCCCCGCUACGUGCGCUCGUGCCGUCAGCGACUAGCGAGCCAUCACCAGUUCUACUGUUCCACUGCAGUGCGAGUCACAAAUUAAACGGGGUCUAAUCGUACAGGCACAGUGUAGUUGUUCACGUGAAUCGGUGUGCAUUAGUAAAUAAAGACAUACGUUUUACGUUCUAAGUUUAUACGAUACGCUUUUGUUUCGAUUUAUGAAUACAAACGGAAGUUACGUGUGACAGGGUAACUUUGCGCACUUUAUUGACAGUAUUGCAGUAUUAGGAAUUACUGUAAAACCAUCAUUUACCGUGCAUUCGUGUAGUUAUUGGUAGUUUUCCAAUUACAGAGCAUAAUGCGACUCAGUGACGCACAAUGCCGAAUUAUGCUGAAGCUUAAUUGGAACGUGAAUUAGUUUUCAAAUGCAUCAGCAGAGUGCGCUAAGUUAGCACAGUUUUAAAUAACAUUGAUUAUUUCUAAGAAACUACGACGAGACGAAAGCCUUACAAUUUUUUUCAACAUUAAAUAAUAUUACUAACGAUAAUAUAAACAAAAUUUCGAUCAAUGCCAACUUAAAGAAAAACACUUGUCAAUUUUCUGUCACUGAGUCGGUAUUGAUUGCGAGUAUCACGCGAGAGCAGUACUUUUGAGAGUGCUCGAUUGUGCUGUAGUUGGAACAUUCAACGUUGAGCAUUAUGCCGCAUAAUGCGCUCUAGUGCUGUAAUUGGAAAACUGCGAUUGUUCAUUUUUAAUAAUGAGUGCGUAUUAAAAAAAAGAUCGAUUUCAGUGAUAACAUUUUAACAUUACUCGAAUACUCGUACUAGAACAAAGCAUUUCUUUGUUGAUUUUUUCUAUUUACAUUUUUAUAAUGUAUUUUAUUGGAUGCGUAACCUUUUUUCAGUGUUAUGAUCUGAUUAAUUAACAAUUGAGAGUGAAACGAAAAAAAAAAAAUUGGCGCAACUAGGAAUAUCUGAUAUUUUGAUGAAAUUACAAAACGUUUCAAUGAAAUAAAAUGAAAAAAAAAAGUCUUAUUCUGCUUAAUCAUACUAACUCGAUUGUAGUUGUAUAUAAAGAAGGAAAUUAUGGAAAUUAAAAAAAAAGUUAUUCUUAUGAGUUUUUUUAUAUAUUAUUGUCUAUACAAAACAAACUUAUUAUUAGUGAAUCUAAAUAGAUAUAUAUAUAAAAGGAAAACGGACUUUGUACCCAUUUCAUUGAAGUUUCGUAAGAUUCUUUGGUUCUUUAGUUGCAAUUUUAAUUUAAAUGUGACUUGUUGCGCCAAAUUGUCUAUUUAAAUGUAAAAUCCGCCUAUUUGUUUUUCAGCUAGGUUCCGGUUUUUACAGAAUAGUAAAAUGAACAAUCAUAGUACUAAGUCUUUGAAUCUCAUUUUAUGCUUACAAUUUUUUACGAUUUUCUCUCACAAUUUUUACCUUUGUAAUUAGAUGUAAAUCAUAUCUUUACUUUCAAUGUAAUCAAAAGUUUGUUGUCACUGCCUUAGACUGAUGUUUUCAAUGAAGAUUUUUUCUAUUUGUUGAGAAGAAGUAUUAUAGACAAAACUGUUAGUCUAAAAAAAAUAUAGAUUUUAAGCUAUGUACUAGCUAUUGUUGUUAUUAUUAUAACAACACUACUGUUGUUGUAAAUUAAUUGAAUUUAAUAAAAAAAACGGUUAAGAUGCUACAUUCUAAAAGAUAUAUUUGCAUUGUGUGAUUUCAUUUUCAAUGAGUUUUUAACUAUUUUUUUAGUAAUUUUUUUAUAGUUUCUUUAUAAGUGUAAGUUUUGCGUAAAACUAAUAAGUAACGUUAUUUCUACAAGAGUGAUUUUAUUGAGGCUUCUGGAAAGUAAAACAACUGAUAUCUUAUGAUGAUUUUACAUGAUUUUUAGGCUUUUCUUUCUUAUGAAGUUUUUAGCUGGUUAUUUGUACUUUCUUGAUUCGAUUUAAAAUACAGUCAUAUUGGUGAUUUUAUAGAUAUUUAAAUGAAGUGUUUUGUUUCCUAUAAUGUACAUAAAGUUUUAAAGUUUAAGAUUGAUGUCCUCCUGUAAUUGUCAUCACAAUAUUUGUCAUUUCUCAUCUGUCAUCCCAAGUGUUGAACAUUGUUGUAAAUAUUUAACAUUCACAUAAAUCAUUUCCUAUACAAAAACCGGGAAUGCGUCUAAUAUUUUUAUACGUAUCUGUAGAAUAUAUUUGAAGUUAUGAAUACUUAAUAAAAAUAUUAGAUGAAAUUA